Gregarina niphandrodes is the source of this 975-nucleotide messenger RNA. RefSeq names its product ubiquitin family protein. Gene Ontology annotation, biological process: ubiquitin-dependent protein catabolic process. The transcript has 2 exons. The coding region runs from base 1 to 975 and encodes 324 amino acids. Gene Ontology annotation, molecular function: polyubiquitin modification-dependent protein binding. The record is from RefSeq and is a predicted model, not a curated record. NCBI's taxonomy places the organism in Eukaryota, Apicomplexa, Conoidasida, Eugregarinorida, Gregarinidae. Gene Ontology annotation, cellular component: cytosol.
AUGAAGGUCGAGUUUAAGUUAUUGGGCGGCAAGAGCACUCAUGCCGACGUCGGUGCAGCAGACACAGUGCCUCAAGUGAAGGAGGCCGUGUGCCCGAUGCUUGACCUAGACCCGGCUUCGGUCACGCUAGUGUACAAGGGCAAACUCGCGAAGGAUGCCGACACCAUGGAAACGCUCAAGGUGACUGAGAACACCUGCAUACACCUCGUGACCCGAGCAAAGAGUGGUGCUGCGGCGAAGGCUGGCGCUGGUUCGAGUCCUGCUCCGGCCGCGGCGUCGGCUCCGGCUUCAGGUGCGUCUCCUGCUGCCGGUGGUUCGAAUCCUGCUGCGGGUGCGGCCCCGGGUGGGCCGAACUUGUUUAGUGGCAUGGGUGGUUUCCCUGGCGGUGGCUUGGAGGGAUUGGAAGGAUUAGGAGGGGGGAUGCCAAGUCCGCAGGCGAUAGUACAGAUGAUGCAGAAUCCGCAAGUGCAGCAGGCUAUGCAAUCACUGAUGUCUAACCCACAAUUGUUGACACAGAUGAUCCAGAGCAAUCCGUUGUUGCGUCAGAUGAGUCAGAGCAACCCUAUGUUGAAUAGCAUGUUACAAGAUCCAGAGAUGUUGCGUAACAUUUACUCACCCGAAAAUCUAGCCAAUGUGGGGAACAUGAUGCGGCAAGGAGCAGCAGGUGCACCCGGAGGAGGUCUGGAUUUCGCUUCUCUUCUUGGCGGUCUUGGCGGUCAAGGUGGCGGACAAGGAGGUGGCAUGCCCGACCUUGCAUCCAUGGAGGAACAACUCCGAAACCUCAUGGGUGGAGGAAGUGGUCCAGUCAAUGCCGCUCCUGUCAGUAAUCCUGAAGAAGCAUUUACAUCGCAAUUGAAACAGCUCGAAGACAUGGGGUUCCUUGACAAACAAGCCAACGUCUCUGCACUACAAGCCACCGGUGGGGAUGUGAAUGCUGCCAUCAACAUGCUACUUGAACGUGGUUUCGGAAACUAG